Chara braunii is the source of this 547-nucleotide messenger RNA. Lineage: Eukaryota; Viridiplantae; Streptophyta; Charophyceae; Charales; Characeae. The record is from the annotation of a GenBank genome assembly.
UCCAGAUUCAGGGGGGAGAUCCUACAGGUACUGGGAAAGGAGGUGAAUCAAUUUGGAAAAAGCCAUUCAAAGAUGAGCUCAAUUCAAAGCUGCUUCAUACUGGUCGUGGCAUUGUCAGUAUGGCGAACUCUGGACCUCACUCUAAUGGCUCACAAUUGUAAGUGUUUUCAGAUGGAUGAUGUUUAUUUGAGAUCUGCCCAACGGAUCUCUGUCCUUGGUGUUCUGCUGUGCCGUGCUGUGCUGUGCCGUUCCGUGCCGUGCCGUGUCGUGCCGUGCCGUGCCGUGCUGUGCCGUGUCAUGCCGUGCCGUGCUGUGUCGUGUCGAGCUGUGCUCUUCUUCUCUGCUACGUUCUAAUGUGGUCUGUUUUGUUCUGGUUUGGUAUGGUUUGGUCUGGUUUGAUUGGUUUGGCUUGGCUUGGUUUGUUUUGGUCUGGAUGGUUUGGCUUGGUUUCCUUUCGUUUGGUUUGGGUUUGUCCGGUGCAUUGCGGUAUUGUACGGUCUGGUUAUUGUCCAAUACCAACAGCAUUAAAUGAAGUUCCAUCUACAUC